GUGUGUGUUGACGGUCGUUAUUGAAUCGAAGAAAACCACGCGAGCUUGUUUCAUCGCGUCAUCAUCCCCCUCUCGCAGUUCGCAACCUAUUUUUCUACUUUCUCCUGAUUUCAAUUUUACUCUUUCUCAAACUUUUCUGAGAAAAUUCGAUUUUAGGGUUUGUUUUUUCUCCCUUUGAUUUGGGUUUCGAUGGCAUCGAAUCCUCACAGAGGCGGUGGGGGUGGUUCUCUUUAUGGCGGUGCCGCUCCUUACAGAUCCAAAGAUGGACUUAGCACUAGAACUGCUACAGGUUCGGAGGAAAUCCAGCUAAGGAUUGAUCCGAUGCACUCUGAUCUCGAUGACGAGAUCACUGGUCUCCAUGGACAAGUCAGGCAAUUGAAAAAUAUUGCUCAAGAAAUUGGGUCGGAAGCUAAGUUUCAGAGGGACUUCUUAGAUGAACUGCAAGUGACACUGAUGAGAGCACAAGCCGGGGUGAAGAACAACAUAAGGAAACUGAACUUGAGCAUCAUACGAAGUGGCAACAACCACAUCAUGCACGUGGUUCUUUUCGCGCUCUUCUGCUUCUUCAUUCUCUACAUGUGGUCCAAGAUGUUCAAAAGAUGAGAGACUCCCGAAACAUAUUGGAAAUUUGUAGAAAUCUCUUUUAGUUUGUGGUUCCUCUCGUUCCCUGUUAUAUAGAGUACUUGUUUUGAACAAAUACAUUAAAGCAGGAAAGAUUAUAUCACAUAACCACAUAAGAUGCUUCUGUAUUUCAUUUCUUUGUUAAACCGGUUUGAAUUUGGUAA
Messenger RNA from Brassica napus (rape), 785 nucleotides. RefSeq names its product bet1-like protein At4g14600. The record is from RefSeq and is a predicted model, not a curated record. Lineage: Eukaryota; Viridiplantae; Streptophyta; Magnoliopsida; Brassicales; Brassicaceae. The transcript is spliced from 4 exons. The coding region runs from base 190 to 603 and encodes 137 amino acids.